AAAGAAGAGUGUCCAGCUCCUCCCGGGGCUGCCCGCCCGCAGCCGCUCCUUCUCUGCCCACCUACUAUGAGGGGCAGCUCCACCCACCUGCCCAUAAAAGCCAAGUGCAUGUUACCAGCAGCGGAUCAGAGCACUUUCCCGGUCCUCUCCUGUGGGAGCCCUGAGCCUCUCUCCUGGAUCUUACGUGCUCAAGAAGCUGUUCUGGACGUGGAGCAGCAUCUGAACAGACAGAAACCAGCCCCAGGCGUGCCACAGGAAGGCACGAGCAAGGACAGUAGUCCUCAAUUCUGCAGACGGGCCAAGCCUAAAUGUGAUGGCUGGGCCACCUGCCCCUCUGCAGCUGCUGGGAGUGCUGCUUACCAUUUCCCUGGGCUCCAUCCAGCUCAUCCAAGCUGGUGCCUACUAUGGAAUCAAGCCACUGCCACCUCAAAUUCCUCCUCAGAUCCCACCACAAAUUCCGCAAUACCAGCCCCUGGGCCAGCAAGUACCUCACAUUCCUUUGGGAAAAGAUGGCCUUAAUGUGGGCAAGGAGCUGCCACACAUGCAGUAUGGCAAAGAGUAUCCACACCUACCCCAGUAUAUGAAGGAAAUUCAGCCGGCGCCAAGAAUGGGCAAGGAAGCGGCACCCAAGAAAGGCAAAGUAGAAAUACCACUAGCUAGUUUACGAGGGGAGCAAGGUCCCCGUGGAGAGCCUGGCCCAAGAGGACCACCUGGGCCCCCUGGUUUACCAGGUCAGGGGAUACCUGGAAUCAAAGGAAAACCAGGGCCACAGGGAUAUCCAGGAAUUGGAAAGCCAGGAAUGCCUGGAAUGCCAGGAAAGCCGGGAGCCAUGGGAAUGCCUGGGGCAAAAGGUGAAAUUGGACCCAAAGGGGAGAUCGGGCCUAUGGGGAUCCCAGGACCACAAGGACCUCCAGGGCCUCAUGGACUUCCUGGCAUUGGGAAGCCAGGUGGGCCAGGGUUACCAGGGCAACCAGGUGCCAAAGGUGAGCGAGGACCCAAAGGACCACCAGGACCUCCAGGCCUUCAGGGUCCUAAAGGAGAGAAGGGCUUUGGGAUGCCAGGUCUGCCAGGCCUAAAGGGUCCUCCAGGAAUGCAUGGCCCUCCUGGCCCUGUUGGACUUCCAGGAGUGGGCAAACCAGGAGUGACAGGCUUCCCUGGGCCCCAGGGCCCCCUGGGCAAGCCAGGCCCUCCAGGUGAACCUGGGCCACAAGGCCCCAUUGGGGUCCCAGGGGUUCAAGGACCUCCUGGGAUUCCUGGAAUUGGAAAACCAGGUCAGGAUGGGAUCCCUGGGCAGCCAGGAUUCCCAGGUGGCAAAGGGGAGCAAGGACUGCCAGGGCUGCCAGGACCUCCAGGCCUUCCAGGAAUUGGGAAACCAGGCUUCCCAGGACCCAAAGGCGACAGGGGUGUAGGGGGUCUUCCUGGGGCUCUGGGACCAAGAGGGGAGAAAGGACCGGUAGGUGCCCCUGGAUUGGGGGGUCCCCCAGGAGAGCCAGGCCUGCCUGGAAUCCCAGGUCCCAUGGGCCCUCCAGGUGCUAUUGGUUUUCCUGGACCCAAAGGAGAAGGUGGGGUUGUGGGACCACAGGGACCACCAGGUCCCAAGGGUGAACCAGGGCUUCAAGGAUUCCCAGGAAAGCCAGGUUUCCUUGGUGAAGUAGGGCCUCCUGGCAUGAGGGGUUUGCCAGGUCCCAUAGGGCCCAAGGGAGAAGCUGGGCACAAAGGUUUGCCGGGGCUUCCUGGUGCCCCAGGGCUGCUUGGACCAAAGGGAGAACCAGGAAUCCCAGGGGAUCAGGGUUUACAGGGCCCCCCGGGCAUCCCAGGGAUUGCAGGUCCUAGUGGCCCCAUUGGACCACCUGGAAUUCCAGGCCCCAAAGGGGAACCAGGUCUCCCAGGACCCCCUGGGUUCCCUGGAGUAGGGAAGCCCGGAGUAGCAGGACUUCAUGGCCCCCCAGGGAAGCCUGGUGCCCUUGGUCCCCAAGGCCAGCCAGGCCUUCCAGGGCCCCCAGGCCCUCCAGGGCCCCCAGGCCCCCCAGCUGUGAUGCCCCCAACACCACCCCCACAUGGAGAGUAUCUGCCAGAUAUGGGGUUGGGGAUUGAUGGGGCAAAACCCCCUCACGCCUAUGGUGCUAAGAAAGGCAAGAAUGGAGGGCCAGCCUAUGAGAUGCCUGCCUUUACUGCUGAGCUGACUGCACCUUUCCCACCGGUGGGGGCCCCGGUGAAGUUUGACAAACUGCUCUAUAACGGCAGACAAAACUACAACCCGCAGACUGGCAUCUUUACCUGUGAGGUCCCUGGGGUCUACUACUUUGCAUACCACGUUCAUUGCAAGGGGGGCAACGUGUGGGUUGCUUUGUUCAAGAACAACGAACCUGUGAUGUACACGUAUGACGAGUACAAAAAGGGCUUCCUGGACCAGGCGUCCGGGAGUGCAGUGCUGCUGCUCCGGCCUGGAGACCGGGUGUUCCUCCAGAUGCCCUCUGAACAGGCUGCAGGACUGUAUGCUGGGCAGUACGUCCAUUCCUCUUUUUCAGGAUAUUUAUUAUAUCCCAUGUAAAAAAGAAAAUAAGAGAGAGAUUUAAUAGAAGAAAAUGAUGCACCAAAAAAUCCAAAUGAGAAACACAAUUGCUUCAAGAUAUUUACAUAGUUGGAAAGUUGUAUUUAAGUGAAAAUUUGAACCAUCAUGUACAAAUAAAAACUAAGAUGCAUGUUUAGUGCUCCGUGCAGCAGCUUGUAAUUGAAAAUGAUGGGAUAGAUUUAUGUAUCAAGUACUGACACUUGUGUUGUACCCACUGGAAUCAUAUUAGCUGUUGUAUGUUAUGUGCUUCCAUGAUAACCUGCUUAUUCAGAUCAAAGUAUUUCAGUAUGAAAGAUCAUAGCUAAUCAAAGUCACUCACUCAUAUUGUUUACUUUGAAAUAUUUAUAAAUAUGGCUUAAAGAAAUGUCAAUGAUAACAAUUACAUACCGUAUUUACUUGCAUAAUUUCCUCUGUAUUUGUGCGGAUAUUUUGCCAUGGGAUGUUGGGGAGGAGUUCUGCACUGCUCCUCUCCAGUGAGAGGGGGACAGGAACCAGGGUAGGGCUUUGGUCCAAGGGAUAUUGCUCCCCUGUUGGAGGCUGUGUCUUUUACAACAAGAGUCCUACUCAGAACUAUGUGUCUAGUGUCCCUAGAACAGCAAAUGAAUUGAUCAACUGUAGUAUAUUUACUCGUGCCUUCUCUGUGCCUAGCACUGGAUGAGACACUUUUGUGGGGCUUAAGACAGUGCCCACAGGGACCUAACAAACCAACUGGGAGACGUGAGCAGGAAUCAACUCAUUUAUUCCCCAAGGGUCCUUUUUGCCUGUUUUUCGUUUUUUUUGUUGUUUUUUUUUUCCUUGUGACUGUUUUUCUUUCUUCUUUUCACCAUGUAAUUUCCACUAUGACCCAACUAAUACAAACACCUGGAAGUUAUAAGAAAAAAAUAACCUUCUCCCACAAUAACUUCCCAGUUUUGUGGAAUGUUCAUUGUCAAUAGCAGUACUUAGUUGUGUAUACAUGCAUAUAAUAAUCCCCCUCCUUUGCCUACACUCAAAUGACUACAAUGAGGCUUCAUUCAUGAAGGGGAUAUCAGCACUUUUCAGUAGCUAUUAAAUUUGGAAGAAAUUUCCCUGGGUAGUAUAUAUGCUAAUCAGUAUGUCACCUAAGAUUUGAAAGUGAAUUUCCUAAGUCCAAGCCAUCCUUUAUUUGGGAAGAAGGGCAGAGUGCCAGAAUUACACAGGAAAAUAAUUUUUUUUUGAAAAAAAUAAUCUCUGAAGGUUUACAUCUAAAAAGUAAAUGUACUACUUCCUGCUGUAGGUACUAAAAAUGCAGGAAAAGAACUAUUUCUUUAGAAGCAAUCUGUGGAAGAGCAAUCUGGAAUGUCAAAGGGCAUGCUUUUUAUGUCACUCCAUAAGUACAAGAAUCAAUACAACUUUAAAGAGAAAAAUAAAUAUUUUUCCAGGUUUUCUCUCAGUUACAUACUAAUUGCUUCACACAUUCAAAUCUGGUUUCAAAACACAGACAAAGCAUCACAAGUUGGCUAUGAGUCUGCUGCAACAUUAUAAGCCACUGGGGGGAAUCAAUGUGGGGCUAUGGUGAUGGAAUCUUGUAUCUCUUCCUCAAAAUUAAGAUUGAGGAAAUGAGGAGACAGGUACAGAUGGGGAAAUACACAAAUAAAUACGGUAUAAACACACAUGGAAUUGUGUCUAUGUCAAAUAUGAAUCAUUUUAACUAUUAUGAAAAUUCUCCUCAGCCUAAUAUCAGUCUUUUCCCUAUAAGGUUAUAAGCACCAUUUCUUCUCAAUUUCUUAAAAAGAGAAAUGAGUUCAUUACUACAUGGUUUCUUAUUUAUAACUAAUUACAUGACAAAUUUUUCCCAUCAAAAAGAUAUCCCACCCAGCCUUCAUUUUCAAAGCAGAGAGCAUUUAUGUGGCCAAAUAUCCUUUGGGUUGGUUUUGAAGAUGCUGGUUUUGGGCUGAUGACUAGGACGGCCACAUGGAUCCACUGGGCUCUGUCUGCUGAAUAGCUGCAUUCAAAUGCCUUGGAAGCAAAUCAGAUCAGCUGAUUUAUAAAACUGUAUUUAUCUGUACAUGUAUGGGCUUUUUAUUUCCAAGAGAGAAAGUAUCUCUUUAGUGAAAACCAAAUUUCACUUUUCAAAUACCUUCCAACUUAUUUAUUGGUUGCUACUCAAUUUCCUGUGUGUGUGUAUGCAUGUGUGUGUGUGUGUGUAAGUCCAAGUGCACAUUUGUGCAUGUGUGUAUUAUCAGGCAUAUGCUUCUAACUUUUAGAUAGGAAAGGAGCAAAAUCUAUGCCAGAUACUGUGUAUUCUACAAUGGUGCUAAUCUCAGAGCUAAAUGAAUUACUCCAUUUAAUUUAAAAAAAGAGUUUUAAAUAAUUGUCUAUGUAUCUAUGUUUCCCUUUUGAGUGCUGCACAUCAUGUUGACACAUUUAGUAUAAAAGCAUAUGAAACAACCACAUGUUCUAAAGUCUAGGGAUAGUGUUACAAUCCCUAUUUAAUUCAAAAUUAACUAGAACUUUUCCAUGUGAAAUGAACCAAAUUGAUAAUAUUGUUAUUUAAAUACAGAGUUUUAAUGCAGUAUGACAUCCCACAGGGGAAAAGAAUGUCUAUAGGGGGUGACUGUUCUCAAGUAUUUUACAGGAUACCAUGAAUGAUGAACAGACUGGUAACUUUUUUUGAGUUUCCAUGAUAGAUUUGAGACUUGUCAAUAGCAAAUCAUUUUUGUAUUUAAAUUUUUGUACUGAUUUGAAAAAAAAAGUCUUAUUAAAUACUUUUAAAAGUA
Molecule: messenger RNA, 5310 nt
Organism: Phacochoerus africanus (Common warthog)
Lineage: Eukaryota; Metazoa; Chordata; Mammalia; Artiodactyla; Suidae
Gene: COL8A1
Product: collagen type VIII alpha 1 chain
Exons: 4
Coding region: 314-2551 (745 amino acids)
Molecular function (GO): protein binding
Source: RefSeq, a predicted model, not a curated record